GUCGACUGUCAAUUAGAGUAAGUUUCUUUUUAUUGACACAAUACAAUUCACAAUUCACGUUACAAAAGAGGAUAGUUAAAAAAUGCCGAGUCAAGAAGUAACAACAACUAAAGUGGUGGUUCACCCUCUAGUUUUACUGAGUGUGGUGGACCACUUUAAUCGUAUGGGUAAAAUAGGAAACCAAAAACGUGUAGUUGGAGUACUAUUAGGAUGUUGGCGAGCUAAAGGAGUGUUAGAUGUAUCCAACAGUUUUGCAGUACCUUUUGAUGAAGAUGAUAAGGAUAAAUCAGUGUGGUUCUUAGAUCAUGAUUAUCUAGAAAAUAUGUAUGGUAUGUUCAAAAAGGUCAAUGCACGGGAACGAGUGGUGGGAUGGUACCAUACAGGACCAAAGUUACAUCAAAAUGACAUUGCAAUAAAUGAAUUAAUCCGAAGAUAUUGUCCAAAUUCAGUAUUGGUAAUUAUUGAUGCUAAACCUAAAGACCUUGGACUUCCUACUGAAGCAUAUCAAGCUGUGGAAGAAGUACAUGAUGAUGGGUCACCUACUUCGAAAACUUUUGAACAUGUACCUAGUGAAAUAGGGGCCGAAGAGGCUGAAGAAGUAGGAGUGGAACAUCUACUUAGAGAUAUUAAAGACACAACAGUAGGAACCCUUUCCCAGAGAAUUACCAAUCAGCUGUUGGGGUUAAAGGGUCUACAUUCACAAUUGAGGGAUAUACGAGAUUACCUGAUACAGGUUAGCGAAGCAAAAUUACCUAUUAAUCAUCAAAUUAUUUAUCAGUUACAAGACAUAUUUAACCUUCUACCUGAUAUCAAUCAAGAGGUUUUCACAAAAUCAUUUUAUAUUAAAAAUAACGAUCAAAUGCUGGUGGUAUAUUUGGCUGCUAUGGUAAGAUCUAUUGUUGCAUUGCAUAAUUUAAUCAACAACAAAUUAACAAAUCGAGACGCAGAGGAGGGUAAAAAAGAAGAUAGUAAAAAGGAAAAGGAGAGUAAAGAUAAGGAUAAGGAUAAAGAAAAGGAUGGAAAGAAGGAUGAGAAGAAGAAAUCUUAAACAAAGAAAUUCAUGUUAAAUUAGAAUUUAUUAAUAUGUAUGCAAACAUUUCUCUACAAUAAAUUAUGUUUUAUAACAAAAUA
Anoplophora glabripennis (Asian longhorned beetle) is the source of this 1131-nucleotide messenger RNA. It is a transcript of the gene Rpn8, whose product is annotated as 26S proteasome non-ATPase regulatory subunit 7. Gene Ontology annotation, biological process: proteasome-mediated ubiquitin-dependent protein catabolic process. Gene Ontology annotation, molecular function: metallopeptidase activity; protein binding. Gene Ontology annotation, cellular component: proteasome regulatory particle; proteasome complex. Bases 83 to 1048 code for a protein of 321 amino acids. The record is from RefSeq and is a predicted model, not a curated record. The transcript is spliced from 2 exons. Lineage: Eukaryota; Metazoa; Arthropoda; Insecta; Coleoptera; Cerambycidae.